AUGCCCUCAAAAUCACAUAUGGAGAACGAGCCAAAGCGGAAUACGAAUCAGCACAUGAAUACUGUCUUGAUCUUCUCCGGCAAAAAAUAUGACCGUCCUUCCUACACCCUCAGCACAUUCAUUCCCAGCCAAACUGUCAAUUUCUACCUCGCCCUCCGGGCCUUUAAUAUCUCCUUAUCUAUGAUUCCCGAUACAAUUUCAACCCCGACAGUAGGCCUGAUGCGCCUGCAAUUUUGGCGGGAUACCAUCACACGCACACUUGCGGGGAGUCCACCAAGAGAACCCAUCGCCAUCCUCCUCGCAUCUGCGCUCUCUGACCUUGACACGCGCACACAGGCCAACGGUGGUGCGCGGAUAAGCAAAAGCUGGUUCCUACGCAUGAUAAAUUCGCGCGAACAAUAUCUAACAAACACUCCCUACACAACCAUAUCCACGCUGGAAUCCUACGCCGAAAAUACGUACUCAACUCUCCUAUAUCUAACCCUCAGCGCCCUUCCCCUAACCUCCCUGACGGCAGACCACCUAGCAUCACACAUAGGAAAAGCAGCAGGAAUCUCCGCCGUCCUACGAGGGAUACCACUGAUCGCCUUCCCGCCUCCGCCAAGCCACCACUUUAAGCAAGCCGGCGGGCUGGAUGGUUUACGGGGUGGUGGUAAUGGUGCUCCUACUAGAUCAGGAGCCAUUACACUUCCACUCGACGUCAUGGCUGAGACAGGUCUGAAGGAAGAAGAUGUCUUUCGACAUGGUGCUGAAGCACCGGGGCUUCGUGAUGCGGUGUUUACCGUCGCGACACGCGCGAGUGACCAUCUCAUCACUGCACGGCAGAUGUUGACAAACCUGCGGGGGGGGAAGGAUGUGGGGCAUGGUUUUGAGCAUGAAGGGGAAGAAGGACAUGAAUAUGCUAAUACUAAUAGUAAUGCCAAGGGUAAUGGCGGUACGUCGAAUCUUGACGUGCAACUGGAAGAGGUGGAGAGGGCGUUUGGUGUCCUGAUGCCGGCUGUCUCUACGUCUCUCUGGCUUGACCGAUUGCAAGCGGUGGAUUUUGAUAUUUUCAAGCCUGAGCUUCGCAUGUUUGAUUGGAAAUUGCCUUGGAAGGCGUAUUGGGCUCAUCGGCGCAGGACUUUCUAA
Molecule: messenger RNA, 1128 nt
Organism: Paracoccidioides brasiliensis Pb18
Exons: 3
Coding region: 1-1128 (375 amino acids)
Biological process (GO): biosynthetic process; mitochondrial respiratory chain complex I assembly
Cellular component (GO): mitochondrion
Source: RefSeq, a predicted model, not a curated record